AUGAAUUUCAAACCGUCAUCAAUAUUCACAUUAUUCUUUCUUAUUUGUCUUAUAACAAUCACCACUUCCUUGCCUGAUUGUAGAGAGAGUUUAAAAAACAUUAUUGUAACAUCCCCAACACCAGAAGAAACUAUUCCAAAUGAAGGUUCAAUUAAGAUUUCAUACGAAACUACUCAACCAAAAAAGGAUGAAAUCAUUUCCCUUCACGUACUUUUGCUCGAUGAUAAUAAAUUCAAGCUUUAUGAAAUCGUACCAGACCAGAAUUUAGACGGGAAAUCUUACGAAAACUCCGUUCCCUGGCAACGUAUUAAAGAUAAUUCAACCGUUUAUAUUCGUAAGUAUAAUCAUGUUCUUUUGAUUGUACGAAACAAUUGA
Molecule: messenger RNA, 375 nt
Organism: Funneliformis geosporum
Lineage: Eukaryota; Fungi; Glomeromycota; Glomeromycetes; Glomerales; Glomeraceae
Source: the annotation of a GenBank genome assembly